Messenger RNA from Pundamilia nyererei, 1974 nucleotides. Its product is annotated as butyrophilin-like protein 2. Gene Ontology annotation, cellular component: external side of plasma membrane. NCBI's taxonomy places the organism in Eukaryota, Metazoa, Chordata, Actinopteri, Cichliformes, Cichlidae. The transcript is spliced from 3 exons. Gene Ontology annotation, biological process: positive regulation of T cell proliferation; T cell receptor signaling pathway; regulation of cytokine production. The coding region runs from base 1018 to 1572 and encodes 184 amino acids. The record is from RefSeq and is a predicted model, not a curated record. Gene Ontology annotation, molecular function: signaling receptor binding.
CAUGUGGUGGAGAGCUUCAGAUGUUCAGACACAUGAGAUCUUCAUGGUUUCUGUGCUGAUGUGUGUGAGACAUGGCCGACUGUGGAGGCUCAGUCUGUCUGUGCUUCUGCUCUUCAUCCAACAUGUCUGCAGCAUUAGUAAGGUAGUGAGUGCUUAAUGAAUCAUUCAUAAAGUAAUACUCAUCCUUAGUGUUUAGUUUAUAAACAGAUAGAUAUAAAUUGAUAUCAAUAUAAAUAUAGAAUCUUGAUUAAGUCUGUUUUAUACGUCUAAUGAACAAAGUAUUUAAAAGCACAUUUGUUUGCUUUAAUACAUGUUUUGUUAAUACUUAUUUCAUAUUUCAUAUCAUGGGUAUUUCAGGCAGUUAAUAGUUAAUGUCUUUUGUUCUAGAUGAUCUAAAGUGAGAACUACUUUGGCUUUAUAAGGAAUUGCUUAAUGAAAAUGAAAGUGUUUCAAGACUCCAACAAGUCUUUACAACAGAAAAGCACAAAGACAAACAGAACAUCCAACUAUUAACUGCCAGCUGCAAACAUCACCCACCUGAGGUUCACAGAAUAUUCAGCUUGUGCGAGUGGAUUAAACUAAGAAGAUCAGCUGAGCAGUUGGAGUCUCAGGACAGCUUAACUUAAAUAUACUGAAGCCUCUUCAUUUAAAAUAAACACAGUUUUCACAAAUCCAUAGUGUUUAUGUGACAUAACUUCACAAACACCACCAACAGACACCAUGUAUCCAUCGUGUUAAACUCAUAAUGCAGGGAAAAGUCUCUGGGAGGUUUCAGAGUUUGGGAUUUCUUUAGUUCAGUCCUGAGGUUCAGCUGUCCUCUGGUUUGUGCUCUGUUAGCUUUAGUCAGACAUGUCAACAUCCAGCCUGCUUCAGUUCCAAAGCGCUGCUGAAUUAAAGGAAAUCGUGCUUUCACACAGGGGAACUCAGCUGAAAUGAAGGAAGUAGUAAAUAGUGUCCUCUUCAUACACGAUGAAAACUCUGAGCAGCUUCUUGGGGUCGAGGUGAUCAGGAGGAGAGAUGGUUCUCCAUCAUCAAGGAGAAUCCCAAAUCAAUGUGCAUGUCCAUGAUAUCUUAAAACCCCAUCCUGUAAAACAGGGAUGUUACUGUUCCUCCUGCUCUGAUGUGCUUCUGUCCUUCAGCUUUAUCUACACCUCUGAAAACCUGCUGCUGUCUGUAUUUGUUGUUCUUUCAGUGAUUCCAGUGAAGGUGGAGGUGGAGGAGGGGGCAACAUCUGUCACGCUGCCCUUCAAAACCACAAAAAACCUGUCGGGGGAAAUUCAAGUGAUAUGGGAACGUUACGAGCCGUUCCAGAAGGCUCACGUGUUUACGAACGGCCAAAACCAAUAUGAAGAACAGCACGAAGUUUACAGAGGCCGAACUGUGAUGAAUGAAGACCUGCUGAAAACUGGAGACCUCAGUCUGACCCUGGAAUACCCCACAGAUGCUGACAGUGGAGAGUACAAGUGUUUGGUCUGGAGGAAGGGAACCUUCAUCAGAAAGAAAACCGUGAAGCUCAAAGUCAAAGGUCCAGGAUCAAACAGGGGACAUCAGGACCAGAAGCUGCUCCAUUGAUCCGACUCUGAGUCUUACCCUCACCACUCUGCCUUUUUGUUCAUUUAGUGAGUUUUAAUGUCACAGCGUGAUAAUACAGGAACACACGUCUCACUUUUACGUCCAGUCACAUCCUCAGUCUGUCUCUGCUGUGUGCACAGUCCUUCACUGUGUGUGAUCAGCUAUUGUUCCAUGUUCCUCGUCUGUUUCUCACCAUCUUUACAGUCUGUGCUGUUUAACCUUUUUAAGCCAUUUUUGGGCUUUUUCUGCACUUUAUUUAAACACUUUCAAAGAAAGGUUUUACUUCACUUUACUUCACUUAUCAUUUGGUUUUCUUGUGUCUUUUGUAUGCAUUAUGUUGCACACAUAGUGUUAGGUAUUUUAGUACCAUGGUAGCAUUUACUGGAUAUUGUUUUAUAGUGA